AUGGUCGCCGCUAAGCAGCACAUUCCUAUCGUUAAGAAGCGUACCAACCGCUUCAAGCGUCACCAGUCUGACCGCUUUAUGCGCGUUGGUGAGUCGUGGCGCAAGCCCAAGGGUAUCGAUAAUGCCGUCCGUCGCCGCUUCAAGGGACAGAUGGCCAUGCCCUCCAUCGGUUACGGUUCCAACAAGAAGACCCGCCACAUGAUGCCCUCCGGCCACAAGGCUUUCCUCGUCCACAACACCAAGGACGUCGAGCUCCUCCUCAUGCACAACCGCACCUUCGCUGCUGAGAUCGGUCACGCCGUCUCUUCCCGCAAGCGUGUCGAGAUCGUCGAGAAGGCCAAGGCUCUCGGUGUCAAGGUUACCAACCCCAAGGGCCGUGUCACCACCGAGGCAUAA
Messenger RNA from Penicillium brevicompactum, 396 nucleotides. RefSeq names its product 60S ribosomal protein eL32. Gene Ontology annotation, molecular function: structural constituent of ribosome. Lineage: Eukaryota; Fungi; Ascomycota; Eurotiomycetes; Eurotiales; Aspergillaceae. Gene Ontology annotation, biological process: translation. The transcript has 3 exons. Bases 1 to 396 code for a protein of 131 amino acids. The record is from RefSeq and is a predicted model, not a curated record. Gene Ontology annotation, cellular component: ribosome; cytosolic large ribosomal subunit.